Planococcus citri (citrus mealybug) is the source of this 2506-nucleotide messenger RNA. Its product is annotated as potassium channel subfamily K member 18-like. The coding region runs from base 656 to 2143 and encodes 495 amino acids. Gene Ontology annotation, biological process: stabilization of membrane potential; potassium ion transmembrane transport. Gene Ontology annotation, molecular function: potassium ion leak channel activity; outward rectifier potassium channel activity. The record is from RefSeq and is a predicted model, not a curated record. The transcript has 4 exons. NCBI's taxonomy places the organism in Eukaryota, Metazoa, Arthropoda, Insecta, Hemiptera, Pseudococcidae. Gene Ontology annotation, cellular component: plasma membrane.
AUAAGCUGGAUUAUUGUUCCCGUUUUAUUUUUAUAUGCGAAAUCCGUUCGUUACAUUUUUUACCCUUAGAUGGCGGAAAAUUUUCCACCUUUGCGCUUUCAUCCGGUAUAACAUUCUCAGUUGGUUUUCGGUUCUCGUGCCGGCAUGACAGCAUUUUACGGUAAAGGGUGGUAUCUAUUCCGAGAUUUUUUACACGUGAAUCUUUUAUAAAAAUUGAGUUUUUUACGCGAGUAAUUUUCAGUUUGCUUAAAUGUUCGAUUACGCGAGUAACUUUUGAACAGUGUUGUUUUCGUGGUGAGAAAAUGCGUUUAAAUUAUCGUGGCAUAAAAACAGCGGUUUUCUCGUUUGUUCGUUACCUAGAAUUUUGAAUUUUAUUAAUAUUUGUGACAUUUACUCCUCUUGACUGAGUUACUUAUUUAAUUUUUACGAGAUACUGAAUUCAGGAAAAUGGCGGGAAGCUGUUCAGUUGGCGGCUGCACGAAACUGUAAUGAUUUUGAAUUUCCCAUCACGUAGCCAAGGAGCGAAAAAAUUCCAUCAGAACGUGGACAGAAUCGCUCGAUAAAAUGAAUAGUUGGAGUAUCAAAAGGCAUCAAAGAACAGGCAUAACUACAUUAGGUAUUUUAGUAUACCGCCAAGAAAAAUAACUAGAACUUCAUGGAGAGUUCAAAUGCUUCGUACAAUUACAACGAUUCAUAUAAACAUACGAUAGCGUUAUUCGAUAGCGAGAAAACUUCGACAAAUGAUAAACUAAGCUAUCAUUCGGAUACGCAGACUUAUUGCUUUUGUUGCGACAGCGACGACGACAGUAUUGACAGAGAUCAAGCGGAAAAAGCUAAAGAGAAAUUUUUUAAAAAAUGUUUUCGUAUUUGUUUACUAUCGUGUAUCAUUAUCGGUUACACUUUUAUUGGAGCUGUGAUAUUUUUAGUCAAUGAAGAUAACGUGACCGCAAUGACGGAACAAAUUACGUCUGCAUUAAUAUCCGAUAAAUUAAUACCGGCUGUUACCAACGACACAGCUUAUAAAUGGUUUUCUAAGCUCGGCGAAGAUAGCAGAAAUAAAGCUGUACAAAAUAUAUGGAACAUAACGGUCAAUUUGAAUAUUUUAUAUAGACAAAAUUGGACUAUUUUAGCUGCCGAAGAGUUAAAUAACUUUCAAGAAAGACUGUUGGAAAAAUUAUGGCAAGAAAAAAUGUAUUUAGAAACGGUGGCUUACAAUCAAGAAUCGCAGAGAUCGACUGAACCCCCGCCAACGCACUGGAAAUUAGGAAAAGCAUUCUUAUAUUCUAUGUCCAUUCUAUCGACGAUAGGUUUCGGAAACACGUUGGCUCGAUCAUCAAACGGCAAACUGACGACGAUGUUAUACGCUUCGGUAGGUUUACCGGUUAUGUUCAUGUAUUUAUCGAGUAUGGGUAGUUUACUAUCAACGUGCGCCCGUCACGUAUUUUCGCGUACAUUAUGCUGUUGUCUCUGUUCGAAAUGCGGUUACUGCUGCUACGACGAAAAGUUAAUGGAAGAAAAGGAACGUCGUAUGAAACGAAAACGUCAGCAGCGCGAAUACCAGCAACAAAUCGCCGCCGCUAUGGCGUCUCAUCAUUCGCAACCGUUCUACGUUAAGUCUCCGUCGCUGAAUAGUCUAGAAAUCGCCACCGUUUCAGAAGAGAAACGUCAAAACUGCGAAACGUCCAGUAUAGACUCGAAAGUGCACAGCGAGUAUUCUCGUUUUUUAGCUCCGCUAACGGUCUGCUUUAUAUUUACGUUCGUUUACGUACUGCUGGGAUCGUUCAUGUUGCUGAAAUUCGAUAUAGGAUGGACGGUCGUCGAUAGCGUAUUUUUCAGUUUUAUGCUAAUUAGCACGAUCGGCAUCAGUGAUAACAUGCCGUUGGGUAGCGCUCUAUCUCUCAACGCUCAAUAUAUAAAUUCCAAUAAUAGUCUGUUAGUUUGGUUUUUCUCGUUUUACAUUUUCAUCGGACUAGGUUUCACGUCCAUGUGUUUCUGCACCAUACACGACGGCGUCAAACGUAAAAUGAACAAAUUAUAUACGUUUUCCGAUAAACUGCGAAAGAAACCAAACGAUAAAAAAGAUAACGAAUUCGAUUUAAUUACAAAAGAAGUCGUUUCACACGGUACCAGCGAUAUAUCUUGACAAAGGUCCGCGGUUCGCGCGAAUAAAGCGAACGGCGACGUUUUCACUACGAAUCAGUCCGAUUUAUAUACCGAUGAAGGGUACGGCGCGAAUCUAGUAACUAGUUUUAUCGGCGAUAACGGUUACCCGCAACCGGAAAUAGUCGCAAUAACAACUGGUAUACCGACGGUUAAUAUCAAAAGGGAAACACUUAGCAAGCAAAACAAAAACAUUUCAUUAAACAUUUUGCCAGAGGAAGACGAAGAAAACGUAGAGGUUUAGCGAUUUCGUUUCACUAAGAAAACUUCGUUUCAUCGUUUGUUCGUUUCUACCGCAUAAUGCUGUCAAAUAUUAUAAUAAAAGUUGCCGAAAAGUUUAAUACAA